Molecule: messenger RNA, 1796 nt
Organism: Anastrepha obliqua
Lineage: Eukaryota; Metazoa; Arthropoda; Insecta; Diptera; Tephritidae
Gene: Clic
Product: chloride intracellular channel exc-4
Exons: 3
Coding region: 241-1698 (485 amino acids)
Biological process (GO): chloride transport
Cellular component (GO): apical plasma membrane; cytoplasm
Molecular function (GO): chloride channel activity; DNA binding
Source: RefSeq, a predicted model, not a curated record
GCAACUCUGUUAGUUCAGUUGCUUUGCACCCUUUCUACAGUACUCCAAAAAGGCAUUUGUAUUGUGAAAGUGGUUUUACUUCUUAAAUUGGGCGAAACGAAGUAAAUUGUGUUUGGAUAAAAUAUUAGCAAGUCGAUAAAAGAUUAAGAAGAACGGCUUUCAAUAACUUCUUAAUUUUUUUCGUAGUUUGCAUUUUCCGUUUAGUAAUUGGAAAUUUCAUAAACGUCACGCGAUUCCAAGAUGUCGGAAGUUGAGAACCAAGAUACCAACGGUACGAGUAAUGGAGAUGUGCCUGAAAUUGAACUGAUCAUAAAGGAAGAAUUUGUGCUUGAAAAUGAAAUUUUGGGGAAUGCGAACGGGAGCAAAAUCAACUUAGCACCGAGUGAAGUCUUGAAUGGCGUAGAUGAGAAAGAGAAUAUCGCUCAAUCGAAAUUAUAUCUCAAGCCACAGCAGCAGCACCAAAAUGUCAAUGAGUGCAAAACAAUAAACUCUGAAAAACAACCCUCUCCGCUCAAAGAUGUCUUAGCGCAACGCAGUAACGAAGCUACAGAGGAUCAUGUUCUUGCACUUACUCAUCACGAUAGUCAACAUUUUUACUUCGAAUUUGUAACACCGAAACCGGACGAAAACUUAUCACAGACUGUCUCAAUUACAGAACGCACAACAACCAACCAGUUAAGUGAUAAUUUGAACAGCGGAAAGAUUGACGACCGCCUGCCUAUAAAUCAGAAAAAUAGAGUUCCAUUAUCUCAAAAUCAGAUGAUGGAAGAAGCAACAGUCAAAGAGGAACAUUUGCGUUGCAGUAGCGCAGUGAGUAAUUUAGACUUCGCCGCUAUGGUAGCUGAGGCAUGCGAGGGAAUUUUCGAUGAAAUUGAAAAUGAUCUGCGAUCAUAUACCGACAGUAGCGAUAGCAAUAGCAAUAGUUACCAAGGGGUUGAGAUUACUUCGGAUUCUGGUGAUCUCAGUGCUCCAGCGAAGAGAAAAAAGAGUGCCCAUAACUCUGAAGCGGUUCAACUUGCGGUGAAUGCUGUGCUGGAAGGUGGCAUGAGUCUGGGUGAGGCAGCAAAACGCUAUAAUGUGGUGCGUUCAACCGUGUCCUCACGUGUAGCAAAACAUCCCAAACGUAAAAGACGAAGGGCUAACAAGGAAUUAGAUGAGCUUAUUCACAGUAAACUUAUGGCCGGUAUACAAAUAUCGCAAAUAUCACGCUCUUUGCAUGUGCCCAAAUCGACCGUUCAUCUACAUAAAACAAGACUUAAGGAGAGUGGAAUGUUGCCGCCUGUAUGGAUCAGGAACGGCAGUAAGGACAUGGUUGAUCAUGGCGUUCAAGAGCGAUUAAAGCAAGCAUAUCGAGGUCACAUCGUAAACGGCAUGUCAGUGCGUUUUGCUGCAGAAUUCUUCUCGCUCCCGCUUACGACCUUAUGGCGAUACAUAAAACGAAGAAAAACCGCGUCUACAACUGCAGUUACUGAUGACAGUAGCAAAAGUGUGCCGGUGGAAUGCUCGAACGACCUCGAGGAAAACACACUUCAUAAUGCUUCGAAUGCGUUUGAUGAUUUAGAUAUAGAUGAGCAAUCACAAAUGCAGGAAAGCAAGUCGCCCUGCGUAUCACCUAAAUGUUAUACAGAUUUGCUAACGGUUUUUGAUAAAGAUGAAGAAAUGCUAGAGCAGUCCUUGCUGGAUCAUCUUUUAGAAUAACAUAUUGAUUAUUUCUAUUUAUUUUGGAUCUCAAUGAUUGGUUAGGACUGUUGACUGUUCAUACAUGAAUUUUCCUCUUAAUAAAUAUUAUUGAAACA